UAGUAGCCGUUACCGACCGUAAGUCGCAAGACAAUCCAAGAUCGAUUGCUGGCGUUGUGCUAGUUGUGCGCUUUCAUACGUAUGUUAGUUAUGCGCAUUUAAAUCGCGUUCUAAACCAGUUGUUAAGAGACAGCAGAAAGACGUACUGAGUAAAGCAGUUUUUGAAAUUUCAGAAUGUCCACUUUUGACUUGACGAAGCCGGUCGAUAGCUCUGAAAGUGAAGAUGAAGACUACGUUCCAUCGGCCGAGGAGAGUGAUGGCGAUGAGUCUGAUGCUGAAAACGACGCUGGGAGUGACGCCGAGGUACCAGCUGGAAAGAAGCCUAAGAGGACAAAGAAAAAACAGUUGUCGAGGAAACGUAAGGGUGGAAUAUAUUUGGAGGGUGAAGUUAGUCCAGCACACGGAAGUCCUGAUAAAGCAGACGAUGCCGAGGAGCUAGUUCCUGCACUCAACCCGGACGAGGAAAAGAAGCGAGCAGAUGAUCUGUGGUCUGAUUUCUUGCGUGAUGUUGAACCUAUUCCUAGGAAACGCACUGUUUCCUGCUGCAAGUGCUGUCUCUAAGGAGCCGAGCAAACCAUCUUCUUCUACCACAAGUCCGCAAGAAGCACCAGAAAAGAAAGUGAAGAUUACUCAGCUUCUGGAAUUCGCUGGAGAGACCAUCAAGGUGGACAAGGAAGUUGCUGCCGAUUCUAAGGAAGCACGCUUAUUUGUUCAGCAGAAAGAGACUCCACAAGCGAAGUCACCAGUGUUGCCUGGAAAAAGGAAGCCUAUUGGUGUUGGAAAUGUCUUGAAUCAGCUCUUCAACAAGAAGCAGAAGAUCAGCACACUGGAGAAGUCUAAACUGGACUGGGACAACUAUAAGAAGAGUGAGGGCCUUGUGGAAGAUCUCCAGAGUCACAACAGAGGCAAAGACGGGUACCUCGAGAAGCAAGCGUUCUUGCAGCGGGCUGAUGUUCGCCAGUUUGAAAUUGAAAAGACCCUGAGGGCCAAGAACAGGUCAUCACACCACCUCUAGUUUGGAGUGAAUGUACCAUUCUUUUUUUUUGAUCCCAUAUAUUUGUCCACCUCAUUUGCUCAUUGUAACGUAAUAAAAAACAUUGUUUCGUGUCCUAAAACAACA
Rhipicephalus microplus (southern cattle tick) is the source of this 1120-nucleotide messenger RNA. RefSeq names its product yeti. The record is from RefSeq and is a predicted model, not a curated record. Gene Ontology annotation, cellular component: Swr1 complex. Lineage: Eukaryota; Metazoa; Arthropoda; Arachnida; Ixodida; Ixodidae.